UCCGGUUCCGCUAAACCCGUCCUCCUCACGGAGUGUGUUGUUGUCCCUCACUGCUACCCGUCUCACCCCCACAUACACACGCAGAGUGUCAGAAAUGGCAGAAGCUCCAACACGGCCCUGCCGGUUUUUUUGCCACCGGUGUACAUUAGAGAUCAGUCCGCGUCUACCGGACUACACCUGUCCACGUUGUGAUUCUGGUUUUAUUGAGGAACUUCUAGAGGAUAGAAGCGUCGAAAAUGGGUCCACAUCCACCACUUCUACCAGCGAUCCAAACAGACCAAUGUUGGAGAACAUGGACCACCACCACCAGCACCUAUUCACAUUUCCCCCAGGCUAUGGUCAGUUUGCCCUGGGAAUAUUUGAUGAUAACUUUGAUCUUCGAGCAGGCCUGCCUACAGAGGACAACAGGGAAACCGAGCACUGGAGGGAAAGGGAGAUGGCUUCACGACAACGGUAUAGUGCCCGACAACCACGGGGUCGUCACGUGCCCCGACGGCAGGGGACGCGCCAUGAAGGAGUGCCUACUCUAGAGGGAAUUAUUCAGCAGCUAGUAAACGGAAUCAUUGCACCCACGGCAAUGACAAACAUUGGAGUGGGACCAUGGGGAAUGCUGCAUUCCAAUCCAAUGGACUACGCCUGGGGUGCUAACGGGCUUGAUGCUAUUAUUACACAGUUAUUGAACCAGUUUGAAAACACUGGUCCCCCUCCCGCUGAUAGAGAGAGGAUCAAGAGUUUACCCACCGUCAGGGUCACGGCGGAGCAUGUGGGUGCGGGUUUAGAAUGUCCAGUAUGCAAAGAAGACUACAGUGUCGGGGAGAACGUUAGGCAGCUUCCAUGCAAUCAUUUAUUCCAUAAUGACUGUAUAAUACCAUGGCUAGAACAGCACGACACGUGUCCUGUAUGCAGAAAGAGUCUCAGUGGACAGAACACGGCCACAGACCCCCCAGGUUUAUCAGGGAUGAACUUCUCCCCUUCCUCCUCCUCCUCCUCCUCCAGCUCGCCCAACAACGAGAACGCCAGCAGCCACUCGUAGGACCUCGCACCACUCUACCUCCAAGUUGCGGCCCUCACCACCCACCCCAGACGGUGCUAUGGACGCAGGAACCAUCCACUCUUCUCGGCUGAGGUUCCUCAGACAGUUUGUUGUCGCUCCGUGAUGGUUUGAGCUGAGGGGGGCGGGGCUGAAAGGACGGCCAUAACCCCAUUUGGACUUUUCUUUCAUGACUGCAUCCAUCUUUUUUUACUUUCCCUCCUCUGAGAAGUUUACUGAGAUUGGUCGUUGAAGCAGUGUCCGUGCCAUGUGCACUUCCUGCUACUGUUGCUAAAGAGUUUGGGGAAGAGGUGGGGCUGGGACUCUGGGGAGGCAGAUCCACCUACACCAUCACCUACUGUGAAUGAAGAUGAUGAUGAUGAUGAUGAUGAUGACGAUGAUUUUGGAGGUUUGCUGGAACAUUGAUGGGACAUUCUAUAAUUAAUAAAAUGUUGCUAUUCUGUUAAUGCAUUUUGAAGAUGUGUAAAUACAUAUUCCUUUUUUAGAUCGUAAAUGGUCCAGAAUUGUAUCCUACCAAAUCUCAUGUGAAACAAUAAUGGAGUGAGUUGACUGUAUUUAAUUUAUUUGCACCUUUUUUCUAAUUUUGAACAACAUUUUAAUGCAUUUCAAAGACAGUGGCUAUUAACUGAACAAAACUAGUUCUGCUAGGAUUUUUUAAAAAUGCUUUUUUCACAUUAUUUUAUUCAGUAGGAAUAUUGUUUUAGAGUACCUUGACAGGGUAAAUAACCCAAAGCCUCUUCACAAACAACAGGAUCUCCAGUAAGCAGUCUUAAGGGAGCAAAGGGCCAGACAGGAACAGGCCAUGUGUGUAUCCCAUACCGUGUAUUUUAUUUGAUAUAACAUCCAAUUGCAACUCAAAAACAAUUUCAACUUGUUUUGUAAAUGAACAAUAAAAAAGUACAAACAAUAAUUAUGAGAUUGACUGAUGGCAAUGCAUGCCUACAUAUUUAGUUAUUGCAUGGUUAAGAGGGU
This is a messenger RNA of Gadus chalcogrammus (walleye pollock), 2023 nucleotides long. RefSeq names its product ring finger protein 126 (gene rnf126). Gene Ontology annotation, molecular function: ubiquitin protein ligase activity. The transcript is spliced from 9 exons. Gene Ontology annotation, cellular component: cytoplasm. Gene Ontology annotation, biological process: protein ubiquitination. The record is from RefSeq and is a predicted model, not a curated record. NCBI's taxonomy places the organism in Eukaryota, Metazoa, Chordata, Actinopteri, Gadiformes, Gadidae. Bases 95 to 1033 code for a protein of 312 amino acids.